AAAAAAUGAGCGAACAAGAGAUUAAGAAACCAUCUUCACAAACAACGAUUCAGGUUGGGGAUGUAAAGAUGGAAAAGACUGAAAAUACAAGAAGACAAAGCAGAAAUCCUUUCAAGAAACAUAAUAAUAAGGAGGCUGGUGAGCAGAUAUCAUCCUCUGAGAUUGAAAUGGUUGACCUUAGAGAACCUAAACCAUCCUUCAAAGAUGCAUUCACAAUUUAUAAGAUUAUUGGUUGGAAUUGGCUUUUAAUUUUAAUUGGUAUGAUUGGAAGUGCAGGUAGUGGUAUCAUUCCUCUCAUGUUUCAAUUUAUAAUGGGUGAUGUCAUUACAGUUUUUGCCUCAACAACCAUGACAACAGCUGAAAAGAAAUCCCAAGUGAGUGUUUAUGCCAGUGAGUUUGCUGGAAUUGCAGCUGGUGCAGCUGUUGCCUCUCUUUUAUCCAACUUUUUCUUGAAUUAUGCAAGUGAAAGAAUUGGUAUUGCAUUGAGAACUGCUUAUUUUGAUGCAUUGACAGAUCAAGAAAUGGGCUAUUUUGAUGUUAAGAAAGUUGGUGCUGUUACUAAUACUCUCUAUGAGGAUUGUACAAAAGUUCAGGAAAUUUACACAACCAGAAUUUCAACCUUUGUUACAAGUAUUGCUCAAUUUGCAAUUGGUUUCUCAUUGUCCAUGUCUUCAUCUUGGAAACUCACACUUGUAAUGAUUUCAACCACUCCAAUCAUGAUAUUUGGUGUUUUUGUGUUGGGAGGUAUUAUUCGUAAAUUAACUACAAUGAUUAACAAAUCCAAUGACCACAGUGCAGCCAUGUUUACAGAAGUUUUGAGUUCAAUGAGAACUGUAAGAGGAAUGGCAGGUGAAGAAAAAGAAAGAGAAAAAUAUGGACGUGAUUUGAAAAAGAAGUUCUUGGCAGGUGUGGGAAAGGCCAUAGCACAAGGCUCCACCUUUGGUGUCAUGAUUGGUGUUCUUUGGGGAACUGUUGCACUUUGCUUCUGGUAUGGUGGUGGUUUAGUAGUUUCAUCUGAAUUGAACAUCGGAAGCUUGAUGAAGGUUAUUGGAUUGUCUUUGUUUUCAACAAUGGGCUUGAUUCAAGUUUUUGCAUUCUUCCCAGAUUAUACUAAAGCCAUGGUUUCUCAAAGAGUUGUUUUGAAAGUUUUAAAGAGAAAGGGAGCCAUUCCAAUUCAAGGAGGUAAAAAAAUUGAAACCAUUAAGGGUCAUGUCAGAUUUGAAAAUGUUGAUUUUAUUUAUCCUUCCCGUCCAAAUGUUACCGUUUUGAAGAAUUUCUCAUUGGAUAUUUCAUCUGGUCAAGCUGUUGCAUUAGUUGGUCCAUCCGGAUCUGGUAAAUCAACCAUUGUUGGUUUAUUGGAAAGAUUUUAUGACCCUGCCAAAGGAAAAGUUUACAUUGAUGAUGUAGAUGUUGCUGAGCUCGAUCCAAUGUGGUUGCACAAAUCUUGUUUAGGUAUCGUAACUCAAGAACCUGUACUUUUUGCAACAACAAUCUAUGGAAAUAUUGCCUAUGCUAUCGGUGAAGAAAAUGCAACAAUGGAAAAAGUUGUUGAGGCAGCUAAGGCAGCCAAUUGCCACAGUUUCAUAUCAGAUUUGCCAGAAGGAUAUAAUACCUUGUUGGGUGAGAAGGGUGUUUCAUUGUCAGGUGGUCAAAAACAAAGAAUUGCCAUUGCUCGUGCCUUAUUACAAGAUCCAAAGAUUUUACUCUUGGAUGAAGCAACCUCUGCAUUGGACACUGAAUCAGAAGCAUUGGUUCAAGCUGCUCUAGACAAAUUAAUGAAAGGACGUACCUCAAUUUGCAUUGCUCACAGACUUUCAACUGUUAAGGAUUGCAAUCAAAUUUGUGUAUUGGCUAAAGGUGAAUUGAGAGAGAAGGGAACACACAAUGAGCUCAUGGAAAUUUCUAAUGGUAUUUACAAAGGAUUGGCUGAAAAGCAAAUGUUGUUCAGUUCCACAACAGAAGAGGAAGAAGAGGAAGAUGAUGAGGAAGAAAUUCUUAUUGAAGAUAAGAGUUUGAAUAUUGUUGAUUGUUAAUUGAUGUAAAUAAAACCAAUAAUGUAAAUAAU
This is a messenger RNA of Naegleria gruberi, 2065 nucleotides long. Its product is annotated as abc transporter AbcB1. Gene Ontology annotation, molecular function: ATP binding; ABC-type oligopeptide transporter activity; ATP hydrolysis activity. The transcript has a single exon. Gene Ontology annotation, cellular component: membrane. The record is from RefSeq and is a predicted model, not a curated record. Bases 6 to 2033 code for a protein of 675 amino acids. Gene Ontology annotation, biological process: transmembrane transport. NCBI's taxonomy places the organism in Eukaryota, Heterolobosea, Eutetramitea, Acrasida, Naegleriidae.